Pseudophryne corroboree (corroboree frog) is the source of this 935-nucleotide messenger RNA. RefSeq names its product RWD domain containing 1 (gene RWDD1). Lineage: Eukaryota; Metazoa; Chordata; Amphibia; Anura; Myobatrachidae. The record is from RefSeq and is a predicted model, not a curated record. The coding region runs from base 170 to 889 and encodes 239 amino acids. Gene Ontology annotation, molecular function: protein binding. The transcript is spliced from 7 exons. Gene Ontology annotation, biological process: cytoplasmic translation.
GGGCGGGCGGCGGCCUAGGCAGAAGCAAUCGAUGCUGGAGCGGUCGCUCCUUCUCUAAGCGUGGCCGGCAGCCGUCUACAGGCUCCACAGUCAUAGCCAGGACCCGGCACCGGGAAGGCCGCACCACGCCGAGCAGCAGCCCGUGUGCCCGCCCCAUGGCCGACCAGCCAUGACGGACUACGCAGAGGAACAGCGCAAUGAGCUUGAAGCUCUGGAGUCUAUAUAUGCCGACUCCUUCACAGUGUUGUCUAAAUCGCCAGCAAGUUUCUCUAUCACUGUGACAUCUGAAGCAGCAGAAGAUGAAGAAAAUGUACAAGUAACACUAAAGUUUACUUAUGUGGGGUCGUAUCCAGACAAAGCUCCUCUUUAUGAAAUAGUUUCCCAAGAGAACCUUGAAGAUUCUGAUGCAUCUGGUAUACUGACCGUAUUAGAGGAGCAGGCUCAAGAGAACCUGGGAAUGGUGAUGAUUUUUACUUUAGUGUCUGCAGUCCAAGACAGACUAAAUGAAAUUGUAGACCAAAUAAAAUCCAGAAUAGAAGAGGAAAAAGUCAAGAAGGAAAAAGAGGCAGAAGAAGCAGAAAAGGUUGUGUUCCAUGGAACUCCUGUAUCUAUAGAAAGCUUUCUGAAUUGGAAAGCUAAUUUUGAAGCAGAAUUAGUAGAAAUGAGUAGGAAAAAACUGAAGGAAGAGGAACAAUCGGGAAAAAGUAAAUUAACAGGAAAGCAAUUAUUUGAAACAGAUCAUAACCUCGAUACAUCUGACAUCAAGUUCUUGGAAGAAGCUGGAAACAGUGUUGAAGUGGAUGAAUCUCUAUUCCAAGAUUUGGAUGAUUUAGAACUUGAUGAUGAAGACGAUCCAGACUUUAACCCGAUUGAUAUAGAAAGUGACUAAAGUCCUGUAAUAAAAUGGUCACAGUAUCUGUGACUAUUAAUACGUA